AUGGCCACAAUUCCCGACAGUCGCGCUCAGACCGGCGCCCUAGAUAUUCGUGUCGAAGACUUCCUCGACGACAAGCUUCAGUCUACGACCGAUCUCGAAAGCCUCGACUCACUGAUCGCGAACGUUGAGGUUCAGCGCAGCCAGCUCCAGACCCAGCUCGACAAUGCCAUAAAACAGCUCGACGAAGCGCGUCGCACGGCCGGUGACCGCCAGUCCUCGCUUGCUCAACGCAUUCAAGACUUCCAGGAGCUCCAACACAGCAUCGACAUUCGUGUCAAGAUUGCAGCGGCGUCCGACGCCCCGAACCAGGCCAUCGCGAGACUGCAACAGCCUAUGAAGAAGCUGCAAACAAUCGAACUUGCCCAGAAAUACCUUAGCUUGUUGCAAGAUGUCGACAAACUGCGGACCGAAGCUCGAUCGCAUCUCCCCGAGAGCCCCAAGGCGGCCUUGGAGCCGUACUCAAAACUCAAGCAACUUUCAAGACGCCUGGAGGAGCUUUCAGGCCCGGCCGACGACGCUGCGGUCCAUCUCGUUAACCACGUGCGAAGCGUCGCCGAUGCGUUGUGGGAGGAGAUGAAGAAGACAAUGUCGAGCGAGCUGGAGGCUGUCCUCAGUAAGAGGUCGUGGCCCAUGGUCGAGCCAACUUCUGAGAUGGACGAGGAGUGGCUUGCUUGCUUCGAGAAGCUGCUUGACCUCCAGAUUCCAGAGGUCGUCUUGAGCAAGUCCACCGUCAGCCUACUGCCUUUCGACGUCAUGUCAAAGAUUUUCGUCUCCGAGUUCCGCUUCCACUUCCUUAGCGACAAGCCUACGAGCAAGCCCGAUGCUGUUGGAUCACACUGCUUUCCCUGGUUUUUGGCGACUAUCGAGAAGUGGGAAGACUUCUACAGGGACAACCUGGGUUUCAUCCUAGCUGCUAAAUUCCGUGACACGUCUGCAGCGAACAGUCUGGUCUACGUCGACCCAGUGUGCGCAUUCAUUACCAGCAUGCUGCCCGUUAUGAGGGAGAAGAUCCAGGGCGUAGUGGCCGAUACGGCGAAGAACCCUGCAUUUCUGAGCAGCUUCAUGGGACAGCUGAUGACGUUUGAUGAGGCUAUCCGGUCCAAGUUCAACUACGAUGGUGGCAACGCAGAUCAAGGCUGGCCCGGCCUUGCUACAGAAAUUCUCGAGGACUGGUUUGAACCUUGGUUCCAGGCCGAAAAGGAGUUUGCGCUGGAGCGUUUCCGAGCCAUCAUGGCUACGCCAGAUGCGAGAAACAUCGACUAUGACUAUGCUGCUACGGGCAAGACUAAGCCGACUUUCGGGGCUGUACGGGUCACCGAUCUUCUGAAGUCGAUCACGACCCAAUAUGAGAGAGUUCGCACCUUCAAGCACAAGAUUCGAUUCUUGAUCGGCAUCCAGCUCGACAUUCUGGACGAGUUCCACGAUCGUCUCCGUGGCUCUCUGGAGGCUUACCAAGCGCUUACAUCUACAGUUGGCAGGACACUCCACGGCGUCACCAAAGAACAGCUUGCUGCUCUCGAAGGCACCGGCAGUCUUGAGUCGCUGUGCAAGGUGUAUGGCAGUGCAGACUACGUCGUCAACACGCUCAAGGACUGGGGUAACGAGGAGUUCUUUGUGACGUUAUGGGAUCAGCUGCAAGGUCGCGCAACCAAGGAGGGCGAGACUUCGAGGAUGUCGGGUGAAAUGAGUUACGAGGAGGUUAAGGACCGCACUUCUGCAGCUGUGGGCUCGGAAGGCGACGAAGGAAUUCUAUUUGAUGAGACGAUUGCCGCGUACAGCCUUAGACGCAAGACGGCCCAGGAAUUCCUGGUAAAUGCCCUUGCUGAUUCUCACUACAAGGCCUUCCGGGCAUACUCGACAAGAACGCAAUGGACAACUAUCAGCGACAGCGGUUCAGAAGUCGACCCAUCACAACUAGCUGUCACGCCCGAGCUGGACGAGCCUCUAAGAGUGAGUCCUGUCAAAGCCCCUGUUGGAGAAGCCGUCCCUAACCCGUAUCAGAUCCUCAAGCGCAACUUCGACUUUCUGCUCAAGGCUAUUGGCACUGCAGCGUUCCGGCGCACGUGGCGCUCGGCUCUCGACAAGCUCCAAGACCUGCUCUGGAGCGAGGUUCUAAUGAGACAGAGCUUCACCGCAUUUGGUGCAGCGCAGUUCACGCGCGACCUCAACGCCAUCUUCUCCCUGGUCGAGAGGUACAUCCCGAACGGUAUAGGGUCGCUGGGUAGCCUGGUUGACGCCUUGAAACUGCUCAAUCUCCCCGCUGAACCCCAAGAGGGUACGCUGUCGCUUAAGGAUGCCACGGACCGGGUGUUCACGGACAACACCGAGGCCAAGAAGCUUCUGGAGGAGCUGGAUAUCGACACGCUCACUCCGGCAAACGCGAGACAUAUCUUACAGCGCAGGGUCGAGAACAAAGAAUAG
Messenger RNA from Colletotrichum spaethianum, 2421 nucleotides. RefSeq names its product Ran GTPase-activating protein 1. The record is from RefSeq and is a predicted model, not a curated record. Gene Ontology annotation, cellular component: Dsl1/NZR complex. Gene Ontology annotation, biological process: retrograde vesicle-mediated transport, Golgi to endoplasmic reticulum; regulation of ER to Golgi vesicle-mediated transport; endoplasmic reticulum to Golgi vesicle-mediated transport. Lineage: Eukaryota; Fungi; Ascomycota; Sordariomycetes; Glomerellales; Glomerellaceae. Bases 1 to 2421 code for a protein of 806 amino acids. The transcript has 2 exons.